Molecule: messenger RNA, 867 nt
Organism: Juglans microcarpa x Juglans regia
Lineage: Eukaryota; Viridiplantae; Streptophyta; Magnoliopsida; Fagales; Juglandaceae
Product: probable prefoldin subunit 2
Exons: 3
Coding region: 248-694 (148 amino acids)
Biological process (GO): protein folding
Cellular component (GO): prefoldin complex; cytoplasm
Molecular function (GO): protein folding chaperone
Source: RefSeq, a predicted model, not a curated record
GGAUGGACUGAAAUUUCCAGCAGAGGGACAUUUGGCGGACUUCGCUCACUCUCGCAAGGCGGAGCCAGGAAAAACUCACCGUUCCCUUUACGACUUCUGUCCAGUGUCCAUUUCCAAAAACUAACAUUCUCGAAGAGGGUUUUGGAAAGUGCUAUGCUGUUUCGAAGAUUACUGGCUGAUUUAUCUCCGUCCGGUUCUCGAUAAAAUUUAGGAGAAAAUAUAUAAGAAGAUUGGGAAUGAGAGAACAAUGGCGAGCAAAUCUGAAGAUGAUCACAAUGAACCAGUAAAUGAACAAGCGGUUGCAAAUAAGUAUGCUACUAUGAGGUUUGAACUGAACCAAAUUUACUCAAAAAUCACUGAACUAGAGAUGGAAGUGAGUGAGCACUCAUUGGUCAUGAAUGCUAUUCAGUCGCUUGACCCAUCUAGGCGUUGGUAUCGGAUGAUUGGUGGUGUUCUAGUGGAGAGAACCAUCAGAGAGGUGUUGCCUGCUGUCCAUCGGAACAAAGAGGGGCUUGAGGAGGUUAUAUCUAGGCUCAAUGAAGCCUUAGAAAAGAAGAAAAAGGAAAUUGCUGAUUUUGAGACCCAGUACAAAAUUAGGAUAAGAAAGUCUGAUGGUGAGACGAAGGAUGACAAUGGACGAAAGGAAGGUUCUUCUCAAGGAGUCCUGGUCGGCCCUGCAAGUGGAAGCGAAUGAUGGGUCUUCCAUCUCUUCCCACUUUAUUUUCUCGAACUAGAUACAUAAAUUUCCCUCUUGUUUUGUACUGGACAAUAAAGUCUAGAGUCUUUGGUUGAUCAGGGCUGAUAGUAGACUGUAAACUCUACCAAUGUUGCUGAAUGUGAGUUUGUGUUCGUUAUUUGUGUGAAAAA